UGGUGUUCGGGGGCUGGAAGAUUGGCAGGGCAGGGCUAGGCGAGGCUGAGGGCCGGGGCCCGGCGUGGCUGGGGGAGGCGGGGCUCGCCUCUCUUCGUCACUUAGUGCAAAGCCUGGGAGUCUCAGGAGAACAACGGGCUCAUUCAGCGGGUGGCAGCAAGGGGCGCGCCCGCCGGAGUCGGGCGAAGGGCACAGAGCAGCAGCAGCAGGUUCCCGCUCGGUCGCAGGCCGGAGCCGUGGGAGCAGAUGGCCCCCGGGCAGACGCUCCUCUACCUGUCCCUCUUCCCCUGGCUCGCUGCCGCCUUCAACCUGGACACGGACAACGUGAUCCUGCGGAAAGGGGAGCGGGGGAGUCUGUUCGGCUUCUCCCUGGCCAUGCACUGGCAGCUACAGCCGGAGGACAAGAGACUAUUGCUGGUUGGAGCACCUCGGGAGAGAGCCUUUCCAUCCCAGCAAGCCAACAGAACUGGAGGGUUGUAUAGCUGUGACAUUACAUCCCCAGAGACGCAUUGCACACGUGUCCUCUUUGAUGACAACGCUGAUCCAGCAACGGAGAGUAAAGAAGACCAGUGGAUGGGUGUAACUGUCCAAAGUCAGGGGCCAGGAGGAAAGGUGGUGACAUGUGCACAUCGCUAUGAGAAAAGGCAAUAUGUAAACACAGUUCAAGAAUCUCGUGAUAUCAUUGGAAGGUGCUACCUGCUGAGUCAGGAUCUCACUAUUAAAGAUCCUAAGGAUGAUGAGUCUGCUAUGGAUGGUGGAGAGUGGAGUUUUUGUGAUGGCCGACUGAGGGGCCAUGAGAAAUUUGGUUCAUGUCAGCAAGGUGUAGCUGCUACUUUUACUAGAGACUAUCAUUAUGUUGUAUUUGGUGCACCAGGGACUUAUAACUGGAAAGGGGUGGUUCGUGCAGAGCAAAAGAAUCAAACGUUUUAUGCUUUGGAUAUCUUUGACGAUGGGCCUUAUGAAGUUGGUAGUGAGAGUCGCCGAGCUGAGAAUCUAGUUCCUGUUCCAGCUAACAGUUAUUUAGGUUUCUCUUUGGACACUGGUAAAGGUAUUGUUUCCCAAGAAGAGACAACUUUUGUAUCAGGUGCACCAAGAGCCAACCACAGUGGAGCUGUAGUUCUGCUGAAAAAAGAUACUCAGAUUCCGAGAGCACUCUCGCUUGUGCAUAUAUUUGAAGGAGAAGGGCUGGCCUCUUCUUUUGGCUAUGAUGUUGCAGUUGUGGACCUCAACAAUGAUGGUUGGCAAGAUAUUGUUGUUGGAGCCCCACAGUAUUUUGACCGAGAUGGAGAAAUUGGGGGUGCUGUGUACAUCUACAUUAACCAACAAGGCAAAUGGGAAGGGGUAAAGCCAAUUCGCCUCAAUGGAACCACUGAUUCGAUGUUUGGUAUUGCAGUUGAAAAUAUUGGUGAUAUUAAUCAAGAUGGAUUCCCAGAUAUUGCAGUGGGGGCACCAUAUAAUGAUUUUGGCAAGGUGUUCAUAUAUCAUGGAUCCAAGAAUGGAAUAAAUACAAAGCCAGCACAGAUUCUUGAUGGCAAAAAAUCCAGUGUUCAAUAUUUUGGUUAUUCUAUUACUGGAAAUAUGGAUCUUGAUAGAAACUCCUACCCUGAUAUUGCUGUUGGGUCACUUUCAGAUUCUGUCUCUGUUUACAGAUCCCGGCCUGUUAUAAGCGUUAAGAAAAGCAUCAGGAUAUCUCCUGACAAAAUUGACCUGAAUAGACAGACCUGUUCGGAACCCAGUGGAAUCUGCAUGGAUGUUGAAGCAUGUUUUGAAUAUAUUGCUAACCCCAAGGACUUCAAUCCAAACAUAAAACUUAACUAUACUUUUGAAGCAGAAAAUGACAGGAGGCGGUUAGGCCUGCCAUCUCGAGUUCAGUUUUUUAAGCAACUGUCUGAUCAGUGGAUUGGAAGUAUAACUCUAGAAGGACAGAAUAGAAAACAAUGUGUGAAAACUUCUCUCGUGAUGCAGGAAAAUAUCAAAGAUAAACUACGUCCGAUUCCUGUAUCGGUUGGCGUUAAAAUCAGCAGCUCAGAAUCCAGUUUACCAUCAAAGAGAAGACAAGGAAGAUCACUUCCAGAUCUUGUUCCAAUUCUAAAUUCAAACGAACCAGAAACAGUGAACGCAGAAGUGCAGUUCUUAAAAGAAGGAUGUGGAGAGGACAACAUAUGUAAUAGCAACCUAAAACUUCAGUACAGAUUCUGUACCAGAGAAGGAAAUGAAGGCAGAUUUGCUUAUUUACCAAUUGAGAACAAUGUUCCGGUGCUUGUCCUCAAAGAUCAGAAGGACAUUGCUCUAGAAAUAACUGUGACAAAUAAUCCAUCAGAUGCAAAAAAUCUCCAAAAAGAUGGUGAAGAUGCUCAUGAAGCUAAACUAGUUGCAACUUUUCCAGAUAGCCUGACCUACUCUUCUUUCAGAGAGCUGAGGGCUUAUCCUGAAAAACAACUAACUUGUGGUGCCAAUCAAAACGGUUCUCAAGCAGAGUGUGAACUUGGAAAUCCCUUCAAGAGAAAUUCCAAUGUAACCUUUUAUCUGAUUUUAAGUACAACUAAAGUUAACGUUCAGACAACUGAUUUGGAUGUUCAUCUGAAAUUGGAAACAACAAGCAAUCAAGUUAAUUUGGCUCCAAUUACUGCUACAGCUAAAGUGGUUAUUGAAUUGCUUUUGUCACUCACUGGAGUUGCUAAGCCUUCCCAGGUGUACUUUGGAGGUAACGUAAUUGGUGAGAGUGCUAUGGAAUCUGAAGAUGAUGUUGGAAACAUAAUAGAAUAUGAAUUCAGAAUAACUAACUUGGGUAGACCACUUAAAACAUUUGGCACAGCUUCCUUGGACAUCCAGUGGCCAAAAGAAAUCAGCAAUGGGAAAUGGCUGCUUUAUUUGAUGAAAGUGGACUCCAAAGAAUUGGAGAAAAUCCCUUGUGAACCUCGAAAUGAAAUAAACUCUUUGCGACUUAAGGAGUCCCAGAGGUCAAGAAGGAAGCGUGAAGUUGCAGAGAAGCAGACUAAUAAUGGCCAAAAAAUGUCUUUAUUUUCAGAAAGAAAAUAUAAGACCCUGGACUGUAAUGUGAAUGCACACUGUGUGAAUAUAAAAUGUUCCUUGCAAGGCUUGGACAGAAUGGCAUUGAUUGUACUGCGUUCAAGACUGUGGAAUAGUACCUUUUUAGAGGAAUAUUCUACGCUGAACUAUUUAGACAUCCUUGUUAGGGCUAAAAUCAGUGUUCCUGCUGCUGCUGAAAACAUUAAGCUCACAAAUGAAGUUGCUCAAGUGCGACUUACUGUUUUUCCUGCAAAGACAGUAGCACUUCAUACAGGAGUGCCUUGGUGGAUCAUCUUGGUGGCCAUUCUUGCUGGAAUACUGAUGCUUGCACUAUUGGUGUUUUUACUAUGGAAGUGUGGUUUCUUCAAGAGAAAUAAGAAAAAUCAUUAUGAUGCCACAUAUCACAAGGCUGAGAUCCAUACUCAGCCAUCUGAUAAAGAGAGGCUUACUUCUGAUGCAUAGUAUUGAUCUACUUCUGUAAUUGUGUGGAUUCUUCCAGCGCUCCAGGUACGACGACAGUGUCCCCCAAUACCAUGCUGUAAAAAUUCGGAAAGAGGAGCGACAGAUCAAAGAUGGGAAACAUAAAGAGAAUCUUGAGAAAAAAGAAUGGAUUACAAAAUGGAAUGAAAAUGAAAGUUACUCAUAGGGAGAAAUUUCCCCCUCAACUCCAAAUUCAGAUUUUAAUAUUUCUUCUUUAAUGGAAUACUGAUGGACUCAGACCUACAUACCAUAUGGACCUAUAUUUUUGAAUGUAGAUAUUUUUACUUAUAGUGAAGCUUUUGUUUUGCACAGCUAAAUUUAAGAUUGCUUGACUGAUUUUAUCUGCAUUAUUUAAACUUCCAGAUAGAGACAAGGAGCAAAAUUGGUGCAUUGAACUGAGCAUUCUAUGAAAUAAAUAUGCACAUUAAUGUCACAAAAGGGUCCUUUUCUGCAUUCCUGAAGUCAAUGGAUUUGUGAGGAAUGCAGGAUCUGGUCCCAAAUAUAUUCUCCAAACUUCUAUCACAAUAUGCAAUCUAUUAUAAACACACUGUAGCCUUGACACACUUUAUUCAAAUAGAAUUUGGGGAAAUCUGUGAAUGUGCUAUUCUUGUCAUAAGACUCUGCAGCUAUGAGGGCUUAACCUAAAGUGUCUUAAAUUAAAUGUGCAAUAGGUCAUGUUGCUAUGUUUCUCACACCAAAUACACACAGGUUUUUUAAAAAAAACUUGAAGAUUAGUUGUACGUUUUUGUAUAUAUUAUUUCUUGUAUUUAUUUUUUUAUCAGCAGCCAUUUGUCUUUGACUAAUUAGGCCAAAGACUUUAAGUGAACUUUAAAAAUUGGUAUGGAUGUUUUUAAAUAGGAUAUGAAAGUCCAGUUAGACGUGAAGCUUUCACUGCAUUUAAAGAGUGCCAGUGCUUUUUUUAAAAAUGUAAAAUUUCAGUCACUGACAUCCUUGAAAUAUAAACAUUCAUGCCAGUAGUUUGUGGGGGCAUUUUUUCUUAUUUCUAUUUAUGCAGCAGGAUUUAGUAAAGAUGGACAAAUUGGUGAGAGUCCAGAGGAGAGCAACAAAAGAUAAAAUGUUUAGAAAACCUGACUUAUGAGCAACAGGUAUAUAUAAACAAAGCCUGGGCAUGUACUUAGUUUUGAGAAAAGAAGACUGAGUGGGGAACCUAAUAAUAAGUCUUCAAAUGUUAAAAGCUGUUGUAAAGAGAACAAUGAUUAAUUGUUCUUUGUCCUCUGAAGGCAGGGCAAAGAACAAUGGGCUUAAUCACAGCAAGGAAGAUUGAGGUUAGAUAUUAGGACAAAAACACACACUUUCUAAUUAUAAGGAUAGUUAAGCUCUAGAAUAAGCUUCCAUGUGAGGCUAUGGAAUCCCCUCAGUGGGGGAUUUUAAGAACACCGGCAAGGCAUGGUCUAGGUUUGACUUUGAGGCCCCUUGCAGCCCUUCAUUUCUAUUACUAAUUAUGUUCCUGUAACAUAAUGUGGGUGUUGAGAAUAUUUCAAUUUUAUUUUGUACAUCCAAAAUGUAGAGGUUUUUCUAUCUAAUUUUUAUACUUAAUACAAAAAGUGAAAGGUGCUUCUGGAAACAAUUUUCCAGCUCCGUAUGGAUUUCAUGUUUAGAGAAAGGUGUGUCUACUACUGAAAAUGUUUUAUAGCACUUGAAAGAAAAGAAUAGAUCUGCGCUGAUCCCUUUUGAGACUACUGAGUGAUGUCCUAAAUAUAUCUAAAUGUAAAUUGUAAGAAUAGUGCCACAAUGUUGUGCUGCUCAGUAACCUAAUUGUUGUAACAUAAGAGCUAUUUAAAGAGAGUUUAUUGGGUCUUUUAAUCUACAUUCUAAAAUGUUGGUACUAUUUAAAUAAGAAUUAAGAUUUCUUAUUCCAUAUAAAAUGCUAAUGAAGUGUGUGCAUAAUUGCUUUGCAUAGGGAUGAGAAUUAUGCAAAAACUUGUAAAAGUAUUUUCUUUACAAGCUGCUGACUUUACCUUCCCCCCGCCCCCCAAAGUUCAUUGUUCUAAUGCAGACUGCUAGAGUGACUGAAGCAAGCAACACUGGUCACCAAUUGUGUGGGUGGGUUUUGUUUUGUACUAUUCGUUUCUUUCCUUCAGUCAGGCUUUUUGAAGCUUUAUUUCUUUAAAAAUGUUAUUUUAGAAGCUACAUUCUUGUGCUUCAAGGUUAACAGGUCCCAUGUAUAAUUUCCUCCCCAAUCUCAUACUUCCAAAAUUACAUUGUGACCUGUUUUGCAACGUGUGUACACAUAGCUGUUUACUACAUAAUGUCAGUCUGUCUCCCUAAUGAGUUUAAAAUUCCAGCUCCUUUUCCCAGCAGCUCAAAACCCCAAGAAACCGAACUCAUCAGUUGCUAAGAAAUGGGAAUUUUGAGACUGUGGCAGCCCUUGUUAAAACAUAUGGUUACGUAUAGGGCACCCUCUUACUAUAAAGAGCAAAAUAAUAGAUGUCUUGGUAGUGUAAAAUUUAGGACUAUUGAAAAUAUCAUCUCAUGUCCUGUCACUGGUAUGCUAUCCUCUCAUAUACGCAACUAGCAAUGCUAAAUCAUUCCAGGAUUAGAAAUUAUCUGUGGAUAUUUGUAUAAAAAAUAUUUUUUUAAAUUAAAAUACACAUUGCCUUUAUUUCUUACAGGACGAAUUUGUUAAACAUAAAAAACAUUAGCAACUGAGUUUCUGUAAGUGGUGCUUAGAUUUCACAGCUCACCAAUGUGUUAUAACUAAACCCAGCCUGCUCUAUAUGUAAUUUUCAGCAUGAAUUAAAGUGAGAAAUAGAAACUA
Molecule: messenger RNA, 6289 nt
Organism: Chelonoidis abingdonii (Abingdon island giant tortoise)
Lineage: Eukaryota; Metazoa; Chordata; Testudines; Testudinidae
Gene: ITGA6
Product: integrin subunit alpha 6
Biological process (GO): integrin-mediated signaling pathway; leukocyte migration; cell-matrix adhesion
Cellular component (GO): external side of plasma membrane; integrin complex
Molecular function (GO): integrin binding
Source: RefSeq, a predicted model, not a curated record